Messenger RNA from Linnemannia hyalina, 411 nucleotides. The record is from the annotation of a GenBank genome assembly. Lineage: Eukaryota; Fungi; Mortierellomycota; Mortierellomycetes; Mortierellales; Mortierellaceae.
AUGGUCGUUCCCGUUGAAUGUGUCAUCGCAGGGUUGUAUUGGUACCUGGUCCUCACAGACGUGUUCCAUAUCUAUCCAGACGGGCACAAAUACUUGCCAUUCUAUGUCGACAUCCAGAUGCACGGUAUCCCAUUCCUGACGGGUCUGGCGGAGAUGUUUUUCUUCUCAGAGGCCCUUCGUAUCCACCGCGUCAAGGAUGCUUGCUGUUAUCUCCUCUUUGCCCUCUUUUAUACAUCUUGGUCCAGUUUCUGCGCCUACAUGGAUGGCGAAUGGCCAUAUCCAGUUCUGCAGAACCAGGCGAGUGACUGGGAGAGGUAUUCGAUGAUGGGCAAUGCGACCAUGGUCGGACUCGCCAUCUACUUUAUCAUCUCCGAAGUCCACAUUCGAACUACCGCCAAAACAUCCCAGUAA